Penicillium cataractarum is the source of this 549-nucleotide messenger RNA. RefSeq lists its product as uncharacterized. The transcript has a single exon. The coding region runs from base 1 to 549 and encodes 182 amino acids. The record is from RefSeq and is a predicted model, not a curated record. NCBI's taxonomy places the organism in Eukaryota, Fungi, Ascomycota, Eurotiomycetes, Eurotiales, Aspergillaceae.
AUGCCAGAGUUUGAACUUGAUACCUGCGAUACCUUGACGCCACGUCAGCACUCCUCGACCAACAUGGAAGAUUCCGAUGCCCAGGCACUCACCUCCAAAGGCAAGACGGGCGACAUGACCAUCCACAUCCAGGAUGCCAGUCAGCGGAUGCAAGGCCUCUGUGAUCAUGACGGAGAGACUCCUUGUGAGGACUACGUACUUGAUUACCUCACUCGCCAGGCUGAAGAGCAGCACACAACCAAGGAGGACUGCCAGAACCGCAAUUUUGCCUGUUCAUUCUGUGCCGCAGUCUUCAAGACCAAGUUCGGGGCCGCAGAGCAUGUGCUAUCGACUCAUCACCGUGAACCAAAGCACAAGUGUGAAACCUGCCACAUGGGAUUCAGUUCCCAGGCCAAGGCGGACCCGCACAUGGAUAUGCUAGGUCACUGGCGCCCAAAAUUCGGUUUCAAGACCUGUGGCCGUAUUUUCUCGACACAGGCCCUUGUCGAUCAGCACAUAGUUGAUCGGCACCAGAAGGAAGAGGCGUCUUCCCAGCCAGCAAGCCGGUAA